Messenger RNA from Parascedosporium putredinis, 585 nucleotides. The record is from the annotation of a GenBank genome assembly. Lineage: Eukaryota; Fungi; Ascomycota; Sordariomycetes; Microascales; Microascaceae.
AUGCGACUCCCAUUAUUGACUGCUCGUUUACCAUUGCUUGCCAGGAGUGCCAAACAGCCCCGUAGGGCCAUUUCUACGACGUCCGCCCACCAUGCCGACUUCGCCCACAUAGUCAUUGGCGCCGGCGUCGUCGGCCUCGCGAGCGCCCGCUCGCUCGCGGCCCUCGGCCCCACGCUCCUCCUCGAGCGCCGCGCCAUGCACGGGACCGAGACGUCGUCGCGAAACAGCGAGGUGAUCCACGCGGGGCUCUACUACGGGCGCGACAGCCUCAAGACGGCGCUGUGCAUACGGGGCCGGCACCUCCUGUACGAUUUUUGCGCAGAGCACGGCGUCGAGCACCGCAAGACGGGCAAGUGGAUCGUGGCGCAGGACGAGACGCAGUUGCGGGCGCUCGAGGGCGUGGCGAGGCUCGCGGGCCAGCUGGACGUGCCGGUGCGCUGGGUGGGCGAGGCCGAGGUGGCGCGGGACGGGGAAGGCGUGCGCGCGGCGGCCGGGUGUUUGGAGAGCCCGGAGACGGGGAUCGUGGAUUCGCACGGGUUCAUGACGGCGCUGCUGGGCUUGUUUGAGGAGGACGGGGGAUCAUGA